AUGUCUAAAACAAACAAUGUUAUGGUUAUGCCUAAAGAUGUUCCCACUGAUUUUAUAAGUGGUGUUCAAGAGGCAACAAAUAUUAUGGAGGAGCAUGUUGGAAGUCAUCCUAAUGGGCGUAACACUAUGUGUGGAACAUUAGAUUACUUACCACCAGAAAUGAUUAAUGGACAAUCUUACAACAUUUUUGUUGAUAAUUGGUGCCUUGGAAUUUUGUGUUAUGAAUUUUUGGUUGGUGAACCACCAUUUUUGAGUGAUAAUCAACACGAGACUUAUAAAAAAAUUCGUACAGCUGAUAUAAUAUAUCCUCUUCAUAUUUCACCAGAAGCCAGAGAUCUUAUAUCUAAGCUUGUAAAAAAACAAAGUUCUGAAAGAAUACCAUUGUCUGCUGUCAAGAAACAUCUAUGGGUAGUUAAAAAUAAAGAGAAGGCGAAGUUAAUUUAA
Molecule: messenger RNA, 444 nt
Organism: Cotesia congregata
Lineage: Eukaryota; Metazoa; Arthropoda; Insecta; Hymenoptera; Braconidae
Source: the annotation of a GenBank genome assembly